Molecule: messenger RNA, 7156 nt
Organism: Anoplopoma fimbria (sablefish)
Lineage: Eukaryota; Metazoa; Chordata; Actinopteri; Perciformes; Anoplopomatidae
Gene: tgfbr3
Product: transforming growth factor, beta receptor III
Exons: 17
Coding region: 327-2810 (827 amino acids)
Source: RefSeq, a predicted model, not a curated record
AUAGAUAGUAGUGAAGUGUUUAAAGCUUGGAGCGAGAGGGGCUGUUUAUGCAUACUUUUUAUGAUUUACAUCACGUCAGCAUCGUCUGUAGCCCUCUCCCCAAUGAUAUAACGGAACUGUGUGGACGUGAAAGGAGAGAGAAGAACGACUUUUUGCAUCCGCAUCCACCGGAGCGACUUUAACUUCCACCAGGCUGACUGCUGCUUUCUGGAGACUCUUCAUGCUGCGGCUUGAAGCUGACUUCCUAUCGACUGCUUCAUAGAGAGGGGAACCCUUGUGAAAAGCAGGAGAAAGUGACUCACCAUCCUCAUAGUGGAAGCUGCAGGAUGGCUAAAAGAUUACCCAUUCCCUGGUUGCUUCUUGCAAUUUGCUGCCUGGCAUCUGCAGGGCCAUUGUUCCGCAGCCCAUGUGAGCUGCUGUCGGUGGGACACCCGGUGCAGGCCUCGUUGAGGAGCUUCACCGCCCUGUCAGGCUGCGCCAGCCGGGGCACCACCGGCCUCCCUCAGGAGGUCCACAUCAUCAACCUGAGAGGACUUGUUCCAGAGGGACCAGACAACACCCCGGCUGAAGUUGAGCUGCAUCUGAAGCCGAUCCAGUCUCUGCUGCGCCACCAGAAGCCACUGGUCUUAGUGCUCAACUCCCCACAGCCGCUGAUAUGGAAGAUCAAGACUGAGAACCUGGCCCUGGGCGUUAAACGUACCUUUCAUGUAUCAGAGGGCUCAGAGGUCCUCUUCCAGCCGGGAAACUUCUCCCUCUCCUGCCAGAUCCAGAAUGAGAGCCUUCCCCAUGGCAACAAGCACCUCCUCAACUGGGCCCAGAAGAAGUACAGGGCAGUCACCUCUUUCUCUGAGCUCAGGAUGACUCAAGACAUCUACAUCAAAGUCGGAGAAGAUCCGCUGUUUUCUGACACCUGCAAGAUUGAUACCAAGUUCCUGUCUCUGAACUACCUUGGCAGCUACGUGGAACCACAGGCAUCAAAGGGUUGCGUCCUAUCAGACCCCGACAAAGACCAAGAGGUCCACAUCGUUGAGCUCCAGGCGCCCAACUCCAGCAGUGCUUUCCAGGUGGAUGUCAUAGUGGAUCUACGACCUCUGGAGGACGAUGCCCCGCUGCAUCGUGACGUCGUCUUGCUCCUCAAGUGUGCCAAGUCCGUCAACUGGGUCAUCAAGGCCCACAGUGUGAUAGGAAAGCUGGAUGUGGUGGCCUCUGAUACGGUGAGUGUCAGUUCGAACACGGAGAGACUGAUGCAAGUUUCAAAAUCCCCCAAGCAGCCCUUGCCAUCCGGGCCACAAGCCUUGAUCAAGUGGGCAGAGGAGCACGGCUACGGUCCAGUCACGUCUUACACCAACACUCCCGUAGCUAACCACUUCACCAUCCGACUCAGAGAGCCAGAUGUGGUGGAUCCUCUGGAGAGCAUGUUGCCUCCAGAGCUCUCCAUCCUGCGCGACUCCAGUCCCUAUCCAAGAGCAGGAACUACAGCCCGUCGCUCCAGUCUGCCCUUUCCCUUCCCCCCGCCCUUCCAUCCUGGGCCCUCCUCCCUCGACGACCGGCCCUGGGAGAACGUGGAGCCCGAAGAGCAUCAGGGCGCUCUGAGUGUCGGCAUCAGCGUGCAGUGUGAGGAGAAGAGGAUGGUGGUCAGCAUCGAUAAACAGAGCCUGCAAACCAAUAGGUUUACUCAUGCCAACAUCACUCUUCAAGACCCAGCUUGCAAAGCAACAGUCAAUGCCACCCACUACACGCUGGAGACUCCUCUGAUUGGCUGUCUGACCACUGUGUAUCCCAUGCAGGGAAGCCCAAUGGCCCUGCACAUCAACUCUGUUUUCAUAAGUCAUGCUGAGAUCAAGGAUGGGAGUGGCAAUUAUGACGAUCAGGAAACUGGAGACGUGCUGUUCCCAAGAGACCCGGUGGACUUAGAGAAGAGGCUUACGGAGCCGGUGGAGCACCAGUCCGUUAUAGCGUUCAACUGCACGUACCGAAAGAACCAGGAAACCUCAGCAACGCUUCCCAAGAUUGUACCAGGACCAGGCAGGCAACCGGACAGCAACGUGGCGUUUAACAUGGAGUUGUACAACACACUGCCGUUCCACAACCCCUCGCGCCAGGCUUUCUACACCGUCUCGCAAAAGCAGCAAGUCUUUGUGGAGGUCACAUCAGCCGCAUCCGAUCCGGAGCUGGGGUUCACCCUCAUAUCGUGCUUCAUUUCUCCCAACUCCAUCCCCAGCGUGGCCUCAGACUACACUCUCAUCCAGACAGUCUGCCCCACGGACGACUCCGUCAUGUACUAUCCUCAGAGGGACUUCCCUGUCCCUCAUACACAGGCGGAGAAGAAGAUCUUCAGCUUCACCUUCAACUCACAGUUCAACAUGUCCCUGCUCUUCCUGCACUGCGAGAUGUCUCUGUGCUCCAAGAGAUCUCAGAGCAACCAGAGACUACCAAUGUGCUUACAACCCGGUGAGACCUGCGAUUCUAUGUCUUUGGACAACAUCCUGGCGAUGAUGAUGAACAGCAAGAUGUCUACCAAGCCACUGGUAGUGGUGGAUGCACCUAGUAAACCACAGGAAACAGUAACCCAAAGCCCACAAGACAUGCCGUACGUGCUGGACACUCCGACGGUGGUGGGGAUCGCCUUUGCAGCCUUCGUGAUCGGGGCUCUGUUGACCGGAGCCCUGUGGUUUAUCUACUCACACACAGGUCUGACAGCUGGCACACAGCAGGUCCAGAAGGCCCAGCCGGCCUCGGAGAACAGCAGCGCGGCCCACAGCAUCGGCAGCACACAGAGCACACCCUGCUCCAGCAGCAGCACGGAGUAGCCCGGGACGCAACAUGGGGCGGGGGACCGGUUUGUUGAUCUCCUUCUAUGAAAGGAACUAUUUUUACGGGGAUGUGAUAGAAAGGAAAAAAAAUAUGAUUCUAAAAAACACACACAAUAACACCUUUGGACCUUGUUUAAAUGCCUUUUGUGCUAAUUCAAGUGCGUGCAGACAAAUAUACUCUCCUGGUGUUACUGGUUUGUAAUAGUAACAAUCCCAGCUUGGCAGCCUCACCUCAUAUUUAGUACGAAAAACUACAACAACAAAAUGUGAGUUCAGGCUUUUCUUUCCAAUCCAAGUUUUUUUUUUUUACCACAACACAGCCUUUUGUUUUGACCCUAAAUGGUGAGAUUCAUGCUGUUUGUAGCAGGCAGGUUUACUCGUAGAGAAAGGAAAGCAAUCAGGCUGCAGUGAUGUCAGUAUUAGUAGGUGAGAUGUUAAUGGCUGGACUGUUACACUUCACAACGUGCAACCCUUACGGUGGCAAAGGAGCAAAGCAACCACUAUUAACAUGCGGACAAAAGUGCAGUAUGAACGGAGGUCACACUCUGUAAGCAGAGAGAGAGUGCCAGAGAGAUUCUGGCUUUUAAAAGAUGUGAGACAGUGUAGAUAUUGAAUGUAUACAGAAAAGUAGACACCAAAAAAUGUGAAAGUAAAAUGUGAAAGACAUGCUGAUGAAAUGCCACAUUUUAUAAUGUACUUCGACUUCGACUUCCCUUGCAAUGGAUUUAUACACAACUUCGUAGGGGCAUUAUGGGUUCCCUUUGACCAGUCUUUGUUAAUGGAAUAGCUCAACAUUUUUGGGAAUCCAUUUAUUUGCUUUCUAUCCAAAAGUUAAAUGAUAAGAUGGACACCUCUCUAACAUCUGUGCUUUAUUUAGUGAGCUUGAUACAGGAGGUAAUUAGCUUAGCAUUAAGACGACAAGCAGAGGGAAACAGUUGGCUCAGAGAAAUAGUUCAACAUUUAAAAAAAAAAAAAUUACAGAAAGAGAAACUAUUCCUCCGGGCUUGCUAUUUUCCCCCGCUUCAAAUUGUUAUGCUAAGCUAGGCUAAUCACAGACAUUACAGUGGUAUCACUAUUCGUAUCUCGCUCAAAAUUAAGAUACAUCGUAUAUUUCCCAAAAUGCUAAACUAUUCUUUCAACACGUGUAUAUUUUUGUUUAUAUUGUAAAUACUCAAAAUUCUUAUGAGGCGGAGUGUGUGCAAAUGCUGGUCCUGUACUUGUGGAUUAGACAAGAUUAAUCAGUGUGAGAUGCAAAUUAAUACCAUCCCUCGUUUUAAAAUGAUAAAACAAGAAUCAGAAUGUGGAAUAUACUUCAACUUUGAGUAUAAUUUAAAGACAUCAAUUCCAAAUCAUAUCUCCGUAGAGUUGAUGUGGUUUGGGUCCUACUGUCCUUUACACUUGGGAUGCUACUUAAUAGUGUCUUCUUUAAAGAACUAAGAAAAGCAUCAAAAAUUCACAGUUGAGAAACUGUAAAAAGCAUUUUAACAUGACAAAUAACUUAAAGCUAGGGUUGUGAAUGUUUUUUUUAUUUAAAAAAAGGGAUGGGGUGUUGGUGAUGCAGACUUAACAACUUAAGCAACUAUUGGAGCUAGAGCCGCUAGCUGCUUUCAUUGAAAAACAGUUUUUCAGUCGGAUCAUUUUAGAAAUCAAGCGUACUCUUGCUAGUUUCUCUACAUUACCAACCCUAGCUUAAAUGAUGAUUAUUGUUCUCUACACACUCUGAUUGUCCUCUUAUGAGACAGAGUAGAUUUGAUGCAUAAUAAAGCCGGACAUUGUACAGUUUAUGGGUUUUCUUAUCUUUUUGUAUAAAUCUUGGCACUGACAGUGUGUUGAAUAAGCUGUAGCCGAAGGUCAUUGUUAUAGACAUAUAUUUUCAUGUUUUUUUGUUUUUUUUAAACUGCAAUUCCACGACUUCCCCACCGUCUCAGAAUGAUAUGAAUGUUUGCUGUCGUGCCUUCCUUUAACCUGUAUGUGUUUUUUAUCAAAAUUAUUGGGACUAACUGGGCCCUUUGAAUUGGAGAACGGAGCUCUCCCUGUAAAGAUUUAACCAUAACAAGAAAAAACAGAAUCUAUAUUAUCUCAAAGAUUUUCAUUUUUUUGUGUUUUUUUCUUUCUUAUGUAAACAUGUGUAAAGCUUUCUACAGAGGGAACAGAGUCUAAAUAUAUAUUUGUGUAUAAAAUUAUAUUUUGGAAUAUAUUUACCAAGAGAAAUUUAUUGUCUUCUAUGUGUGUAAGUACUGUGAAUUGUGGAUGUGCUCGAUUAUAACAUGUUUAUGGGGGAUUUAUACAGUUUAUUCAUAAAAGCCGUGUGGCAUGUUUUGUGACACUUUAACAUGUUUUGUGACACUUUAACUGAUGAAAAUGAAAUGAAAUUAUAAUAAUUAUUAUUAUGAUAUAUUCGCCUACCAACAGUCCAGUAGUUGAUCUGAACAAACUUUGCUACUGCACUGACAUUGUGUUUGUAUACAUUUGAAACUAUAUAUUUCAUUUGUUUAUUGAAGAAUGUGUCACAAAACGUGUUAUGAGUUUGUAAUAGUUAUUGUAUAUAAUGCAGGUCAUUUCUUCUGUUCAUGGAAUACAACUCCUAAUGUUUUAAAUUAACAUUAUCAUCCUUUUACUUAAUAUUUGUUUAGCUAAUAUUUGUUUCACUAAUAUUUUCAUAUGAGGUAUAGAAAUUAAGUUAUAGAACCUCGCAAAUUAAUCUAUCAGAAAUAUAAAACCACAUUAUUGAAAAUAUGAUGAAGCAAUUAAUAUGAAACUAUAUUUUAACAUAGCAUCAGUAAAUGAUGGAGUCAAUUCGACACAAACCUAAAGGGAAAAUUCAACAUGUUGAUGUCUAAUCAGGGAUGACGGUAGAUGUAGUCAAUAGAAACUUAGUUCAGCUCAGUGCUUUCUAUGUUGACCCAGAAAUAUGAGUGUGCUGCUGAAAAUCUGAUGUUCUUCCUGCAUCCAAGAGUUGGAAGUAAGGGAGAACUACAGGCUGCAACGCAUCCUGGUGCAUGUAGGCACUGAGGAACUCAUUGACUACAUUUAACAUCAACACUAAUUGGAAAUCCACAUACAAAUUGGGGAAUUCUCACUUUAAUGUCCCUCCUCAGUUACUGUAGUGUCACAUAACAAACCCCACAUCACUAACUGUUGUCACAAUAACGGGAACCCCCUUAAAAUAAUGAAAUAAAUAAAUGAAAUCUACGCUGAAGAUAUCAGCAGUUAAACCAAAAUGAAAGUGGAAUGUAUAAUACGUGUGUGUUUGUAUUCUGAUAGAAUGGAGGGUGGAGAACAAAUCCAACCAUUAUUUUGUUUAUGGAAACCCAACUGUUUUCAAUAACACUCAAGAAAUAAUUGUUAUUGAGUAUUAGAACCACUCGGCUUUGUUUUGUUUUAUUGGGCCCGUUGCCAGGUGUGUCCAUGCCAAAACCUCAGUUAUUCAGUGAAUAUGCAGCAGUGAAAUGUUGAUGUUAUCAAGCAGCAUCACUGUGAACAACCACACGGUUUCCUGCUGUAUGCAGUGAAUGAUCCGUGUCCUGCAGAGUGGAGAUGUGUUGCAGCCCAUAAUCAGUGGUCAUUGUGGGAUGGAGGCUUUCUGACAUUCCUGUAGUUUGGGGGUUUCUCUUAGGCCGAGCCCUGACUCAUGUUCUGGAUCUAAUCUUCUCAUUCAAGAACAUAUGGGACUAUUCUUCCACUCAAACUAACCAUGCAAUUCUUGAGAGUUGCUGCUCAAAUAUCAACACUCCUCCCUGACUUUUACCCCAAUGCAUGCUGGGGGGGGGGCUCCACCAGCAGCCCCUCCCCUCAUGACUGCGAAUGUGUCCAAAGUAUGCAAUAUGAAAUAAUGAUGCUGUGUCAGACAAAAGGAGCAGUAUUACAUUAGUAGAUCACUAUAUGACUAGUAGUUAAUGCUGACCUGAAAACAGCUGUAAUCGGAACACAAAUCCAUGUAUGUAGUUAUCGAUUGUAUUUUUUUUUUUACCAUUUAACUACCUCAUGUUUCUCUAUGAAUGUGUAAUGUGCGUGCUACGUUGUGUGUGUGUGAGUGUUUUCUGUGUGUUUGAGCUCUAGAGACGCUCAUAGAUUAUACUGCAGUCGGGCGAUUAGGGGGCCCUGCGUGGUUUUAUUGCAGUUUCACAUUUAUUUUUUCAAUCUCAAAGCAAACGAUGAAGAGUUUGAGCUUUCCCAUGUUGCCAAGAUUGACUUUUGUUUUUUCAUGGGUGGGGAGCGUUGUAAAAGUGUAAAACUUUGAUAAGCCAUUAUUAUUUUCUUUCGCUUUUUGAAAAGUUUUUAUAUGCUGUAAAUACGCACGAUAUCUGUAUACCUAUUAUGUCCAAUAAAAACUCUGUAAUAAU